Messenger RNA from Dama dama (fallow deer), 18784 nucleotides. RefSeq names its product FAT atypical cadherin 3 (gene FAT3). Gene Ontology annotation, molecular function: calcium ion binding. The coding region runs from base 1 to 13764 and encodes 4587 amino acids. The transcript is spliced from 27 exons. The record is from RefSeq and is a predicted model, not a curated record. Gene Ontology annotation, biological process: homophilic cell-cell adhesion. Lineage: Eukaryota; Metazoa; Chordata; Mammalia; Artiodactyla; Cervidae. Gene Ontology annotation, cellular component: plasma membrane.
AUGGAUAUAAUUAUGGGAUACUGUGUGGGCACACGGCCUCCUUCUUGCCUCAUCCUCCUGCUUCUCAAGCUUUUGGCUACACUCUCUCAGGGGCUGCCUGGGACCGGACCCCUGGGUUUCCACUUCACACAUUCCAUUUAUAAUGCUACCGUGUACGAGAACUCGGCAGCAAGGACUUACGUCAACAGCCAGAGUCGUAUGGGCAUCACCUUGAUCGAUCUGUCCUGGGACAUCAAAUACAGAAUAGUGUCUGGAGACGAGGAAGGCUUUUUCAAAGCCGAGGAAGUCAUCAUUGCAGAUUUCUGUUUUCUCAGAAUAAGAACUAAAGGUGGCAAUUCCGCCAUAUUGAACAGGGAAAUUCAGGACAAUUAUUUAUUGAUAGUCAAAGGCUCUGUCCGAGGUGAGGAUUUGGAAGCAUGGACCAAAGUGAGCAUACAGGUUUUAGAUAUGAAUGACCUGAGACCCUUAUUUUCACCCACAACCUACUCAGUUACAAUCGCAGAAAACACACCACUAAGGACUAGCGUCGCCCAGGUGACGGCGACAGAUGCAGACAUCGGUUCCAAUGGCGAAUUCUACUACUACUUCAAGAACAAAGUUGAGCUCUUUUCAGUCCACCCCACGAGCGGGGUCAUCUCCUUAAGCGGACGAUUAAAUUAUGAUGAAAAGAGCAGAUACGAUCUGGAGAUCUUGGCCGUGGACCGGGGGAUGAAGCUGUAUGGGAAUAAUGGAGUGAGCAGCACUGCCAAGCUUUAUGUUCACGUUGAACGCGUAAACGAGCACGCCCCUGCUCUCCACGUGGUCGCUCACAUUCCUUUCUCGUUGGACAAAGAACCUGUAUACGCGGUGGUGACGGCCGAUGACCUCGAUGAAGGGGCCAAUGGAGAGAUUGAGUCUGUUUCCAUCGUGGCUGGGGACCCUUUAGACCAGUUCUUCCUGGCCAAGGAAGGAAAGUGGGUGAAUGAGUACAGGAUUAAGGAGAAGAAGCCGGUUGACUGGGAGAGCUUUCCCUAUGGCUACAACCUCACUCUUCAAGCCAAAGACAAGGGGUCUCCUCAGAAGUUUUCAGCAGUCAAGAUAGUCCACAUCGCCAACCCUAAAAGAGACACUGUCCCGGUUAGAUUUGAGAAAGAAGCAUACGAAGUGAGCAUUAGUGAAUUUUCCCCUCCUGGUGUCGUGGUUGCUAUAGUAAAAUUAAGUCCUGAACCACUAGAUGUGGAGUACAGAUUAUCCCCUGGUGAGGAUGCUCAGUACUUCAAAAUCAAUCCCCAGUCAGGUCUGAUCGUCACCGCACAGCCACUGAAUACCAUUAAGAAGGAGGUUUAUAAACUGGGGGUGACAAAUAAAGAAGGAGAUUUAAAAACACAAGUCACCAUCAGCAUAGAAGACGCCAACGACCACACCCCAGAAUUUCAGCAGCCGCUGUAUGAGGCGAUUGUGAAUGAGAGUGCUCCCGUGGGAACAAGCGUGCUGACAGUUUCAGCCUCUGAUAAGGAUAAAGGAGAAAACGGGUACAUCACCUACAGUAUUGCCAGCUUGAACGUGUUGCCGUUCGCCAUUAACCAGUUUACAGGCGUCAUCAGCACCACCGAGGAGCUAGACUUUGAAUCGUCUCCAGAAACGUACAGGUUUGUCGUCAGAGCCUCUGACUGGGGCUCGCCAUACCGCCACGAGAGCGAGGUCAAUGUGACUAUUCGAGUUGGAAACGUCAACGACAACAGCCCCCUCUUUGAAAAAGUGGCUUGCCAGGGAGUGAUCUCCUAUGACUUUCCAGUUGGGGGUCAUAUCACAGCUGUCUCAGCGAUCGAUAUUGACGAGCUGGAGCUUGUAAAGUACAAAAUCAUCUCUGGAAACGAACUUGGUUUCUUUUAUUUAAACCCAGACUCUGGUGUUUUGCAGCUUAAAAAGUCACUGAUGAAUGCUGGCAUUAAAAAUGGAAAUUUUGCUCUCAGGAUUACAGCCACUGAUGGAGAGAAUCUUGCGGACCCCAUGUCUGUUAACAUUUCAGUCUUACAUGGAAAGGUGUCUUCAAAGAGCUUCAGUUGCCGAGAAACUCGCGUGGCUCAGAAGCUGGCAGAGAAGCUCCUCAUUAAGGCCAAAGCAAAUGGGAAACUGAAUCUAGAAGAUGGAUUUCUUGACUUUUAUUCAGUUAACCGGCAGGGACCACAUUUUGACAAGUCAUUUCCUUCUGAUGUGGCUGUGAAGGAGAAUCUGCCAGUUGGUGCUAAUAUUCUGAAGAUUAAAGCCUAUGAUUCCGACUCUGGCUUCAAUGGGAAGGUGCUAUUUACAAUAUCCGAUGGGAAUAUGGAUAGCUGUUUUAAUAUUGAUAUGGAGACGGGGCAACUUCAAGUCCUUAUGCCCAUGGAUAGAGAGCACAGAGACCUCUAUCUCCUUAACAUCACCAUCUAUGACUUAGGGAAUCCACAAAAGUCCUCAUGGAGGUUGCUUACCAUCAAUGUGGAGGAUGCCAAUGACAAUAGCCCUGUUUUUCUUCAAGACAGUUACUCAGUUAACAUUCUUGAGAGUUCAAGUAUUGGCACUGAGAUUAUUCAAGUGGAAGCUAGAGACAAAGACUUGGGUUCUAAUGGUGAAGUGACUUACUCAGUCUUGACAGAUACACAGCAAUUUGCCAUCAAUAGCUCCACUGGAAUCGUGUAUAUAGCAGACCAGUUGGACCGGGAAUCCAAAGCGAACUAUUCUUUAAAAAUAGAAGCCAGAGACAAGGCAGAAAGUGGCCAGCAGCUCUUUUCGGUUGUCACCCUGAAGGUUUUCUUGGAUGACGUCAAUGACUGCUCCCCGGCUUUCAUUCCCAGUAGCUACAGUGUGAAGGUCCUUGAAGACCUACCCGUUGGCACUGUCAUUGCUUGGCUGGAGACCCAUGACCCAGAUCUGGGGCUGGGGGGUCAAGUGCGCUAUUCUUUGGUCAAUGAUUACAAUGGGAGAUUUGAAAUAGAUAAAGCAAGUGGCGCCAUCCGCCUGAGCAGGGAGCUCGACUAUGAGAAGCAGCAGUUCUACAACCUCACAGUUCGGGCCAAGGACAAAGGGCGGCCUGUCUCUCUGUCAUCCGUGUCCUUUGUGGAGGUGGAAGUGGUGGAUGUCAACGAGAACCUCCAUACUCCCUAUUUCCCAGACUUUGCUGUUGUUGGCUCUGUAAAAGAAAACUCACGGAUUGGAACCAGCGUGCUGCAGGUGACUGCCCACGAUGAGGACUCGGGGAGGGAUGGGGAGAUCCAGUACUCCAUCAGGGAUGGCAGUGGUCUUGGAAGGUUCAAUAUUGAUGACGAGAGUGGAGUCGUCUCUACUGCAGACAUUCUCGAUCGAGAGACAACGGGGUCGUACUGGCUGACUGUGUACGCCACAGAUAGGGGUGUUGUUCCGCUCUAUUCCACUAUUGAGGUCUACAUUGAAAUUGAAGACGUGAAUGACAACGCCCCGCUGACCUCGGAACCUAUUUAUUAUCCUGUUGUCAUGGAAAACUCUCCAAAGGAUGUAUCUGUCAUUCAGAUCCAGGCUGAGGACCCUGACUCUAGUUCCAAUGAAAAACUGACCUACAGGAUUACAAGCGGGAAUCCUCAGAACUUUUUUGCCAUCAACAUCAAAACAGGUCUGAUUACAACAACUUCAAGGAAAUUGGAUCGAGAACAGCAGGCAGAACAUUUUCUGGAGGUGACCGUGACAGAUGGUGGCUUCUCCCCGAAACAGUCGACCAUCUGGGUGGUGGUUCAGGUUCUAGAUGAAAAUGACAACAAGCCUCAGUUCCCAGAGAAGGUCUACCAGAUCAAGCUGCCAGAACGUGACCGGAAGAAGCGGGGAGAGCCCAUCUACAGGGCUUUUGCAUUCGACAAAGACGAGGGACCCAACGCUGAGAUUUCCUACAGUAUCGUGGAUGGGAAUGAUGACGGGAGGUUCUUCAUUGACCCUAAAACUGGCAUGGUCUCUUCCAGAAAGCAGUUUACAGCAGGGAGUUAUGACAUUCUCACGAUCAAGGCUGUGGACAACGGGCGCCCUCAGAAGUCCUCCACGGCCCGCCUCCACAUCGAAUGGAUUAAGAAACCGCCUCCUUCACCUGUACCACUGACCUUCGAUGAGCCGUUCUACAACUUCACAGUCAUGGAGAAUGACCGAGUCACGGAGAUUGUCGGGGUGGUGUCUGUGCAGCCAGCUAACACCCUUCUGUGGUUUGACAUUGUUGGGGGCAAUUUUGACAGCUCUUUUGACGCAGAGAAGGGUGUUGGGACCAUUGUCAUUGCAAAACCUUUGGAUGCAGAGCAGAGGUCCAUCUAUAAUAUGAGUGUGGAAGUCACCGACGGGACAAAUGUUGCUGUCACUCAGGUAUUUAUCAAAGUGCUGGAUAAUAAUGAUAACGGCCCAGAAUUCUCUCAGCCAAAUUACGAUGUGACCAUUUCCGAGGAUGUGCUUCCAGAUACCGAAAUCCUGCAGAUUGAAGCCACAGACAGGGACGAGAAGCACAAGCUGAGCUACAGCGUCCACAGCAGCAUCGACUCGGUCAGCAUGAGGAAGUUCCGCAUAGAUCCCAGCUCUGGCGUCCUCUACACGGCCGAGAGGCUGGACCAUGAGGCACAGGACAAGCACAUCCUGCACGUAAUGGUCAGAGAUCAGGAGUUUCCUUAUCGAAGAAACUUGGCCCGAGUCAUUGUGAAUGUGGAAGAUGCUAACGAUCACAGCCCUUAUUUUACCAACCCACUCUAUGAAGCGUCUGUGUUUGAAUCGGCUGCUCUGGGAUCAGCUGUACUGCAGGUGACGGCUCUGGACAAAGACAAAGGGGAAAAUGCAGAACUCAUGUAUACCAUAGAAGCAGGGAACACUGGGAACACAUUUAAGAUCGAACCGGUCCUGGGCAUCAUCACAGUUUCCAAAGAGCCAGACAUGACGACCAUGGGUCAGUUUGUCCUGUCAGUCAAAGUCACGGAUCAGGGUUCCCCACCGAUGUCUGCCACCGCCAUUGUGCGCAUUUCUGUCACCAUGUCUGAUAAUUCUAACCCCAGGUUCACUCACAAAGACUACCAAGCAGAAGUGAAUGAAAAUGUUGAUGUUGGAACGUCUGUCAUUCUAAUCUCUGCCAUCAGUCAAUCCACUCUCAUUUAUGAAGUGAAAGAUGGAAAUGUUGAUGGGAUCUUCACCAUAAACCCCUAUUCUGGAGUCAUCACCACUCGGAAGGCACUGGAUUACGAGCGGACUUCCUCUUAUCAGCUCAUUGUCCAGGCCACCAACAUGGCAGGAAUGGCUUCCAAUGUCACAGUCAGUAUUCAGAUUGUUGAUGAAAACGACAAUGCACCAGUGUUUCUCUUUUCUCAGUAUUCAGGCAGCCUCAGCGAGGCAGCCCCUAUCAAUAGCAUUGUCAGGAGCGUGGAUAACAGCCCUCUGGUGAUUCGAGCCACUGAUGCUGACAGCAACCGGAAUGCUUUGCUCGUGUAUCAGAUUGUGGAGUCCACAGCCAAGAAGUUCUUCACGGUGGACUCCAGCACAGGGGCAAUCAGAACAAUUGCCCACCUGGACCAUGAGACCAUCGCCCAUUUCCAUUUUCACGUGCACGUGAGAGACAGUGGUAGCCCCCAGCUGACCGCGGAGAGUCCCGUUGAAGUCAACAUAGAGGUGACGGAUGUGAAUGACAACCCACCUGUGUUCACUCAGGCUGUGUUUGAGACUGUCUUGCUUCUACCGACCUAUGUCGGAGUGGAGGUUCUGAAAGUUAGUGCCACAGAUCCUGACUCCGAGGUGCCCCCUGAACUGACGUACAGCCUAAUGGAAGGCAGCUUGGAUCAUUUUUUAAUUGACUCAAAUAGUGGAGUGCUCACCGUGAAAAACAACAACCUCUCCAAAGAUCACUAUAUGCUGAUAGUGAAGGUGUCUGAUGGAAAGUUCUAUAGUACAUCCAUGGUCACCAUCUUGGUGAAAGAAGCCAUGGACAGCGGCCUCCACUUUACUCAAAGCUUUUACUCCACCUCCAUCUCAGAGAACAACACUAACAUAACCAAAGUUGCCAUUGUCAAUGCAGUUGGAAAUCGCCUUAAUGAGCCCUUAAAAUAUAGCAUCUUAAACCCAGGAAACAAGUUCAAGAUAAAAUCUACCUCAGGGGUCAUUCAGACCACGGGAGUUCCCUUUGACCGUGAGGAGCAGGAGUUCUAUGAGCUGGUGGUGGAAGCCAGCCGAGAGCUUGACCAUCUGCGGGUGGCGAGGGUGGUGGUCAGGGUUAGCAUCGAAGACAUAAACGACAACUCUCCGGUCUUUGUGGGUCUCCCUUACUACGCGGCCGUACAGGUUGACGCGGAGCCUGGCACUCUGAUUUACCGAGUGACGGCCAUUGACAAAGACAAAGGUGCAAAUGGGGAAGUGACCUAUGUCCUACAGGAUGACUAUGGCCACUUCGAAAUUAACCCUAAUUCAGGGAAUGUUAUUUUAAAAGAAGCAUUCAACUCAGACUUGUCCAACAUUGAGUAUGGGGUCACCAUCCUAGCCAGAGAUGGUGGAAAACCCUCUUUGUCCACAUCCGUGGAACUUCCCAUCACUAUUGUCAACAAAGCGAUGCCUGUAUUUGAUAAGCCCUUUUACACAGCAUCUGUCAAUGAAGAUAUUGGCAUGGACACACCCAUUCUAAGCAUCAAUGCCACAAGUCCAGAAGGCCAAGGCAUCAUAUAUAUCAUUAUUGAUGGGGAUCUGUAUAAACAAUUUAACAUUGACUUUGACACUGGGGUCCUGAAAGUCAUUAGCCCUUUGGAUUAUGAAAUGGCAUCAGCUUACAAGUUGACAGUAAGAGCCAGUGAUGCCCUUACUGGGGCCAGGGCUGAAGUUACCAUUGACCUGCUUGUUAAUGAUGUGAAUGACAACCCCCCUAUUUUCAGUCAACCCACAUACAAUACAACAUUAUCAGAAGCGUCCCUCAUCGGGACACCUGUUUUACAAGUUGUGUCUACUGAUGCAGACUCAGGAAACAAUAAAAUGGUCCAUUAUCAGAUUGUCCAGGAUACUUACAACAGCACGGAUUAUUUUCACAUAGAUAGCGCAAGCGGCUUGAUCCUGACUGCACGGAUGCUGGACCACGAGUCGGUGCAGCACUGCACUUUGAAAGUCAGAGCCACAGAUAAUGGCUUCCCAUCACUGAGCAGCGAGGUCCUGGUUCACAUCUACAUCUCGGACGUAAAUGACAACCCUCCAGUCUUUAAUCAGCUCAUUUAUGAGUCAUAUGUGAGUGAACUAGCCCCCCGGGGCCACUUUGUAACCUGUGUGCAGGCCUCCGAUGCAGACAGCGCUGACUUUGACCGGUUGGAAUACAGCAUUUUAUCUGGGAACGACCGGACCAGCUUUCUGAUGGACAGCAAGAGUGGCAUCAUUACACUGUCCAACCACCGCAAGCAGCGGAUGGAGCCUCUGUACAGUCUCAACGUGUCGGUCUCUGAUGGGCUGUUCACAAGCACCGCCCAGGUGCAUAUCAGGGUCCUCGGGGCCAACCUGUACAGCCCUGCCUUUUCACAGAGCACCUACGUAGCUGAAGUGAGAGAGAAUGCAGCCGCUGGGACAAAGGUAAUCCAUGUUCGGGCCACGGAUGGGGACCCGGGGAUGUAUGGGCAGAUCAGCUAUGCCAUCAUCAAUGACUUUGCUAAGGAUCGAUUCCUCAUAGAUGGCAAUGGACAGGUCACCACAACAGAAAGGCUCGAUAGGGAAAACCCUCUGGAGGGAGACAUCAGUAUUUUUUUGAGGGCCCUCGAUGGCGGAGGAAGAACAACUUUCUGUACCGUGAGGGUGAUUGUGGUAGAUGAAAAUGACAACCCCCCCCAGUUCCUGACAGUGGAAUACAGAGCCAGCGUCAGGGCAGAUGUCGGACGGGGCCACCUGGUCACGCAGGUUCAAGCCAUGGAUCCAGAUGAUGGAGCAAAUGCAAGGAUUACUUACUCCCUCUAUAGUGAGGCCUCGGUCUCAGUGGCUGACCUCCUGGAAAUCGACCCUGACAAUGGUUGGAUGGUCACAAAGGGCCAUUUUAACCAGCUGAAGAACACGGUGCUGUCCUUCUUUGUCAAAGCGGUGGACGGGGGCAUCCCAGUGAAGCACGCGCUCAUCCCUGUCUACAUCCACGUCUUGCCCCCCGAAACCUUCGUGCCCUCCUUUACCCAGUCUCAGUACUCCUUCACCGUGUCAGAAGAUACAGCCAUUGGGAGCACGGUGGAUACCCUGAGGAUUUUGCCCACUCAGAAGGUCAAAUUCAGCACAGUUAAUGGGGAGCGGCUGGAAAAUAACAAAGGCAAUGUCUUCAUCAUAGAACAGGAAACAGGCACGAUCAAGCUGGACAAGCGUCUUGACCAUGAGGUCAGCCCAGCUUUUCACUUCAAAGUGGCAGCCACUAUACCCCUGGACAAAGUGGACGUCGUGUUCACGGUGGAUGUAGACGUCAAGGUGCUGGAUCUGAAUGACAACAAGCCAGUCUUUGAAACUUCGAACUACGAGACGAUCAUCAUGGAAGGGAUGCCGGUGGGCACCAAACUAACACAGGUGAGGGCCGUGGACGCGGACUGGGGAGCCAACGGGCAGGUCACUUACUCCCUCCACGCGGAUUCCCAGCCCGAGAAGGUGAUGGAAGCGUUCAGCAUCGACAGCAACACAGGCUGGAUCAGUACCCUGAAGGACCUGGACCACGAGGCAGACCCCGUGCUCACCUUCUCCGUGGUGGCCGCCGACCUCGGGGAAGCCUUCUCGCUCUCCUCCACGGCACUGGUGUCUGUCAGGGUGACAGACAUAAAUGACAACGCCCCAGUCUUUGCCCACGAGGCGUACCGAGGGAGUGUGAAGGAGAGCGACCCCCCGGGUGAGGUGGUCGCCGUCCUCAGCACGUGGGACAGGGACACGUCUGACGUCAAUCGCCAAGUGAGCUACCACAUCACAGGAGGGAACCCCCGAGGAAGGUUUGCCCUGGGCCUGGUGCAGAACGAAUGGAAGGUCUACGUGAAGAGACAUCUGGAUAGAGAAGAACAAGACAUUUAUUUCCUCAAUAUCACUGCCACCGAUGGGCUCUUUGUCACUCAGGCCAUGGUGGAAGUGACUGUCAGUGAUGUGAAUGACAAUAGCCCUGUGUGUGAUCAGGUUGCAUAUACAGCAUCACUUCCCGAAGACAUUCCAUCAAACAAAAUCAUCCUGAAGGUCAGUGCCAAGGAUGCUGACAUUGGACCCAAUGGAGAUAUACGAUACUCACUCUAUGGACCUGGAAACAACGAAUUUUUUCUAGAUCCAGAAAGUGGUGAGUUAAAAACUUUGGCUCCGUUGGACCGGGAGAGGGUCCCUGCAUACAGCCUCAUUGCCAGGGCCACGGACGGGGGUGGCCGAUUCUGCCAAUCCAACGUCCAUCUGAUCCUGGAGGACGUGAACGAUAACCCGCCGGUGUUUUCAUCUGACCACUACAACGCCUGUGUCUAUGAGAACACGGCCACCAAGGCUCUGUUGACCAGGGUUCAAGCGGUGGAUCCGGAUGUUGGCAUCAACAGGAAGGUUGUGUACUCCCUGGCCGACUCGGCCGACGGGUUCUUCUCCGUGGACAGCUCGUCCGGCAUCAUCGUCCUGGAGCACCCGCUGGACCGAGAGCAGCAGUCCUCCUACACCCUCAGCGUGCGGGCCACCGACCAGAGCCCGGGCCGGGUGCUGUCCUCGCUGGCCACCGUCAGCAUCACUGUCCUGGAUGUCAACGACAAUCCCCCUGUGUUCGAGAGGAGGGACUAUCUGGUGUCGGUGCCCGAGGACACCUCCCCUGGCACCCAAGUCCUCGCUGUCUUUGCCACCAGCAAAGAUAUAGGCACAAAUGCUGAGAUUACUUAUCUCAUCCGAUCUGGAAAUGAGCAGGGGAAAUUUAGGAUCAAUCCAAAGACAGGGGGUAUUUCUGUAUCUGAGGCCCUGGACUACGAAUUAUGCAGAAAGUUUUACCUAGUGGUGGAAGCGAAAGAUGGGGGGACACCUGCCCUCAGCGCUGUGACCACUGUCGGCAUCAACCUCACAGACGUGAAUGACAACCCUCCCGAGUUCAGCCAGGACGUGUACAGCGCUGUCAUAAGUGAAGACGCCUUGGUUGGGGACUCAGUCAUUUUGCUAAUAGCAGAAGAUGCAGACAGCCAGCCCAACGGACAGAUUCGUUUUUCCAUUGUGAAUGGAGAUCGGGAUAAUGAAUUUACUGUGGAUCCUGUCUUGGGACUUGUGAAAGUUAAGAAGAAAUUGGACCGGGAACGGGUAUCUGGAUACUCCCUGCUCAUCCAGGCAGUAGACAGCGGCAUGCCUGCAAUGUCCUCAACUGCCACUGUCAACAUCGACAUUUCUGAUGUGAAUGACAACAGCCCAGUCUUUACACCUGCUAACGCUACUGCUGUGAUUCAGGAAAAUAAGCCAGUAGGCACCAGCGUUCUGCAGCUCAUGGUGACAGACAAAGACUCCUUUCACAAUGGGCCUCCCUUCUCCUUCUCUAUUUUGUCGGGAAAUGAAGAGGAGGCAUUCGUGUUGGACUCGGACGGGAUCCUAAGGUCAGCCGUGGUCUUCCAGCACACGGAGUCUGCAGAGUACGUGCUGCGUGUCCAGGCGAAAGACUCCGGCAAACCUCAGCAAGUGUCUCACUCCUACGUCCGAGUGCGGGUCAUUGAGGAGAGUAUCCACAAGCCCACAGCCAUCCCCCUGGAGAUUUUCAUUGUCACCAUGGAGGACGACUUUCCUGGUGGGGUCAUCGGGAAGAUCCACGCCACCGAUCAGGACGUGUAUGACGUACUCACGUUUGCGCUGAAAUCGGAGCAGAAGAGCUUGUUCAAGGUGAACAGUCAUGAUGGGAAAAUCAUUGCGCUGGGGGGCUUGGACAGCGGCAAGUACGUUCUGAACGUGUCGGUGAGUGACGGCCGCUUCCAGGUGCCCAUCGACGUGGUCGUGCACGUGGAGCAGCUGGUGCCGGAGAUGCUGCAGAACACCGUCACCAUCCGCUUCGAGAACGUGUCCCCCGAGGACUUCGUGGGGCUCCACAUGCACGGCUUCCGGCGCACCCUGCGCAACGCGGUCCUGACCCAGAAGCAGGACAGCCUGCACAUCAUUAGCAUCCAGCCUGUGGCGGGCACCAGCGAGCUGGACAUGCUGUUUGCAGUGGAGAUGCACAGCAGCGAGUUCUACAAGCCGGCCUACCUCAUCCAGAAGCUGUCCAACUCCAGGAGACACCUGGAGGACGCGAUGCGCAUCUCGGCCAUCCUGGAGAAGAACUGCUCCGGGCUGGACUGUCAGGAGCAGCACUGCGAGCAGGGCUUGUCGCUGGACUCGCACGCGCUCAUGACCUACAGCACGGCCCGCAUCAGCUUCGUGUGCCCGCGUUUCUACCGGAACGUGCGCUGCACCUGCGAUGGAGGACUGUGUCCAGGGGCCAACGAUCCUUGCGUGGAGAAGCCGUGUCCAGGGGACAUGCAGUGUGUUGGUUACGAAGCCAGCAGGAGACCGUUCCUCUGCCAGUGUCCACCGGGAAAGCUCGGAGAGUGCUCAGGGCACACUUCUCUCAGCUUUGCUGGAAACAGUUACAUCAAAUAUCGGCUUUCUGAAAACAGCAAAGAAGAAGACUUUAAACUGGCCCUGCGUCUGCGGACCCUACAAAGCAACGGGAUUAUAAUGUACACCAGAGCAAACCCCUGCAUCAUACUGAAGAUCGUGGACGGCAGGCUGUGGUUUCAGCUGGACUGCGGCAGCGGCCCCGGCAUCCUGGGCAUCUCGGGCCGCGCGGUCAACGACGGGAGCUGGCACUCCGUCUUCCUGGAGCUCAACCGCAACUUCACCAGCCUGGCCCUGGACGACAGCUACGUGGAGCGCCGCCGGGCGCCCCUCUACUUCCAGACGCUGGGCACCGAGAGCGCCAUCUACUUCGGGGCCCUGGUGCAGGCGGACAGCAUCCGCAGCCUGACCGACGCGCGGGUCACGCAGGUGCUGAGCGGCUUCCAGGGCUGCCUGGACUCAGUGGUGCUGAAUGACAACGAGCUGCCGCUGCAGAACAAGCGCAGCAGCUUCGCCGAGGUGGUGGGCCUGACCGAGCUGAAGCUGGGCUGCGUGCUCUACCCCGACGCCUGUGAGCGCGGGCCCUGCCAGCACGGAGGCAGCUGCGCGGGCCUGGCCUCCGGAGGUUACCAGUGUACUUGUCUCUCCCAAUUCACCGGGAGAAACUGUGAAUCUGAGAUCACAGCCUGCUUCCCAAACCCCUGCCGGAAUGGAGGCUCCUGCGACCCCAUAGGAAACACUUUCAUCUGCAAUUGCAAAGCUGGGCUCACCGGAGUCACGUGUGAGGAGGACGUCAACGAGUGCGAGAGGGAGGAGUGUGAGAACGGCGGCGCCUGCGUCAACGUGUUCGGCUCCUUCGUGUGCAACUGCACGCCGGGCUACGUGGGCCAGUACUGCGGGCUGCGGCCGGUGGUGGUGCCCAACAUCCAGGCCGGGCACGCCUACGUGGGCAGGGAGGAGCUGAUCGGCAUCGCCGCGGUGCUCCUGGUCAUCGUCGCCCUCAUCGUCCUCUUCGUCGUCUUCCGCAAGAAGGUCUUCCGCAAGAGCUACUCCCGCAACAACAUCACGCUGGUGCAGGACCCCGCCACGGCCGCCCUUCUCCGCAAGAGCAACGGCGUGCCCUUCCGGAGCCUGCGCGCCGGGGACGGCCGCCACGCGUACCAGGAGGCCGGGCCCCCGCAGGUGCCCGUGCGCCCCAUGGCCUACACCCCGUGCUUCCAGGGCGACUCCAGGAGCAACCUGGACAAGCUCGGGGACGGGCUGGGCGGCGAACCCCAGGAGAUGACCACCUUCCACCCCGAGUCCCCGCGCAUCCUGACGGCCCGGCGGGGCGUGGUGGUGUGCAGCGUGGCCCCCAACCUGCCCGCCGUGUCCCCCUGCCGCUCCGACUGCGACUCCAUCCGCAAGAACGGCUGGGACGCGGGCACCGAGAACAAAGGGGUUGAUGACCCGGGAGAAGUGACCUGCUUUGCAGGCAGUAAUAAAGGCAGCAACUCGGAAGUGCAGUCCCUGAGUUCCUUCCAGUCGGAUUCGGGCGAUGACAAUGCAUCCAUAGUGACUGUCAUUCAGCUUGUCAACAAUGUAGUUGACACUAUAGAGAAUGAAGUGUCUGUCAUGGAUCAAGGACAGAACUUCAACCGAGCCUACCACUGGGACACGUCCGACUGGAUGCCCGGGGCCCGCCUGUCCGACAUAGAAGAGGUGCCCACCUACGAGAGCCAGGAGGGCGCGGCGCCGCCGGGCAGCGCGCGCGGGCUGGAGAGCGACUACUACCUGGGGGGCUACGACGUGGACAGCGAGUACCCGCCGCCGCACGACGACGACUUCCUGGGGCAGGACCCGCUGCCGCCGCCGCUGCCCGAGGACUUCGCGGACCAGUACGACGGCCUGCCGCCCGCGCGGCCCGGCUCGCUGGCCGGCACGCUGAGCCCGGGCUGCAGGAGGCGGCCGCAGUUCCACCCCAGCCAGUACCUCCCUCCCCACCCCUUCCCGCACGAGACGGACGUGGGGGGCCCGCCCGCCGCCGGCGAGCUCAGUACUUUCGCGGUGAGCGUGAACGCGGGCGCGGAGGCCGCGGCGGGCCCCGCAGACGGCGCGGCCGUCCCCUUGCACAUCGCCCGGGGCCCCUCGUCCUCCGACGUGUCGGCCAGCUGCGGCUUCGACGACUCCGAAGCGGCCGUGAGUGACUAUGAGAGCGUUGGGGAGCUCAGCCUUGCCAGCCUCCACAUUCCCUUUUUGGAGACCCAGCAGCAGACCCAGGUGUAGAGGCGGGGAGCCCGCGGGCUGGCACAACGCGCAGAGACCGGCGCGGCUCGCGGCUCCGAGCAGCAGGCAACGCGGUCUUCUCAGCGGGAAACUCCUUCUCCGAGUCCUACUGUCACGAGCAAGCUCGACUCCCAGUGGGUGAAAAGGAAAGGCUCAGAAAUUGUUUCUGAGAGGUGACCCAUCGCCCGGGCAGCGCAUGUCUGCCUACAUGACCCAGAAGGUGCACCAAGUUUUCCCAGGGGAAGCGAGCUCCGCCGUGACGUUAGACGCCCGUCUGUCUGCUUUCUGCAGUCUUGUGCCCUGCCAAGUGUUACAGCGUCGGGCCGGCCCUUGCAGUAUUAUUAACUGGCAGCAAGCCAAGAGGCUUUGUUGCAUGUAAUUUUGAGCCAAUGGGGGGAAAUGAAAACAGUAGUUAUGACUGUUGGAAAAGUUAGUCUCUUAGGCAAAAGAAAAGAGGAACGACCAUUACUAAAUAAGAAAAUGGGCUGAAGCCUUUCAAAUCAACUUUUUAUUUUUUUUCAAAUAAGCUACCCAAUUUUCAGCUAUAAAGUUAGGUUUGGGUAACAUGUUUAGUAUGCCCAGUUAUUUUUGUUUGUUUGUUUGUGUUAAGCAUCUGAAAUAAUAUAGUUGUAUUUUAUGAUCAUUGAGAAAGAUAUCAAUGAAGAGGAAUACUUGAGAUAUCUGGGUUCCACUUUGUAGGUAGAGGGGAAGGUUAACAUUGUGCAAACAUUGGAAAGAAUGUGAUUAUCUGUCUUUGUGUUUUCCAGUAAAUAUUCUUGGCUGUAACUACAAUUUUAACAUUGUGGCAGAAAUUGGCCUUUGUUCUAAGAAUCAGGAAAUAAAGAGACAAAAAAAGGAAUAUUUUAGUACAUUGUUCCCUAGAAUGAGAGACAUUGAGAGGUUUAAGCAGAAUUCACAAAUUCAAGGAAAAAAAGAAAAUACUUCCAAAGUUUUCAGCUAGAUAAUCACAGUUCUUGAUAAAGCAGAUAAAAGGUAUGUGUUUUAAAUUGGUAGCGUCAUCACUAUAGAUGCAAUUUUGUUUUUUAAAAAAAGGAGAAGAAAGAUUAGUUAUUGUGUAUAAAUUAUAAUAGUGUGUGUGUCUGGGCCUAUGUACAGAUAUGUGCUUGCACUCAGUAAGGCUGCUCUUGAGGAGAAGUGACAGGAAGGUUUUAGGAUACAACCUAUGUUAAAAAUCCUGCCAGCAAGGCCAACCUUCCAAUUUCUCUGAUCUUAAUAUUAGAGAAACACCAAAUGCCAUAUUUUAUUCCGAUUCAGUUAACUUUAUUUUGGUAUUGCCGUUUAUAUUAACUUGAAGCAAAACUGUGCUUUUUUAAGGAAGAAGACAAAACAGUAUUUUGUUAUAAUUUUUCAGAACUAAACUCUUAUUUGAAAAAAGUAUAAAGUUUAGCUACACCCUGCCUUUUGGUUCUCCUCUCUUCUGACAUGCGGGCUUUGACCUUGAGUUUCCUCAAAAUUGCCAGGAGAAUCAUCUGACUGGAAAUACAGUAACUCCAAGCUUAAAGUUGAUGAGCUGAGUAACUUGACUCUUUUGCUUCAGUCAGAUCAUGGGCACGUGCACAGAGGCCAUGGUUAAAUAAAUGCAUAUUUGCACUCUCUGCAUAUGAGCGAAUCUCUGUGUCCACAAUUUCUGGUGACAUAUGGCGUUGGUGUGUCCACCAUACCGUCCUGAAUCUGUGUCUCAUCCACUCAGACGUUUCAGUCAUGUUCAAUCCACUUCUUUGUAGGAGUCAGUGUUUCCAAAAGUUUGUUAAAACUUUGUUAAACAAACAAAAAUUCCUUUUCAUUCUCGAGCUUCCUGAAUAAACUGUACACUCAUACACUUCACAGAUUUUUCAGCUUUUCUCCUCUUCCUAUCUCUUAGUCAGACCUACUCAUGGAAACAUUAUCUGCACCGUGGUCUUGAAAUAAAUGAAUUUCACUAAGGCUGCUUGGGAGAAUGAAAUCUUUGGUAUUUUUCUUAUGUAAGAAACCCAUUUGCAAGAAUCACAGAGAAAAUGACAAACUAAUGGUCUAGAAUAGAAUUGCUGCUACACUUUCUAUAAUGCAGUGGCAUAAAAAACAAUCAAAGUAAAACCAACAAUUCAUUUCUUGCCCCAGGAAAUAUUAGAAGGAGAUUAAUGCCGAUGAGUCAGUCCUGCUUGCACAGCAUACCCUCCAGGCAGAGUGCCCUCGGAACCCAGUAAUGAAGGAAUAAAUAGAUCCUAAUGCUGUUGUCAAGUCACCCAAGAAAACUGGGCCCACUCUUGGCUCUGACCUAUAUAAAAUACCUCUUUCUUCAGGAUAUCUUCCCCUGGUUUUCUUCAGAGUAGCUCUGCAGCUAAAUGUAUCCCAGACAAGCGUGUGUUAUGUUUUGAUCAAUUACCUUUAAACACAUGAUAUCUUUUCACUUUCUGGAUAAUUAGCUUUUCCUGUAGAUUCUGAAAUGGUUUGCAGCCAGCAGGCCAAGAUGGAACUAGGUGGGUGACCAGUGAUUUAGGAGCUGGAAGGGUGCUUAAGAUCUGCUUAUCCAAUCCCCUUAUUUUAUAAAAAAGGAAACAUACCCAGAUAGGGGAAGGGACUCACCCAAGCUCACAUAGGAAGUUAAGUAGCUGAACAAGAACUAGAGCUCAUCCGUUUGACCAGUAUUGUUUCUGUUACUAUUAUUCACAACUAACCUGCCUGGGGCAUGGUGUCUGCCUGCUUCUGCUGGAGCUUUUGAUUUUACCCCAUUCCUGCUUUGGAAUAUACUAGAAGAGAGAACUCAUGGAGAGUAUUUCUCUGGAAGCCUCAUGAUCUUAGAUUUUUUUUUGCAGCCCCCAUAGGAAAGGUGCAGUUACAGAAUUCAUACAUUUCUUUGGACAUCUAUCAAAACUGCUUUCACCAAAUGAAUGUUUUCUAAAAUGAAGAUGGAAUGAUAAUUAUAAAAUGGAACUCAAACUGAUCAGUAAGUACAGUAAAACUUACCUACCAGGUCCAUUUUUCUUUUUUCUUUCCUCCCAGCCCUGGUAUUUAUUCCUACCCAUUCACCCUGAUGAACCACAUGGGAAAGAUUUAAGCCAAUUAGUGUCUUUCCCAUACAUGUUUUCCUAACAUGUAUGUGCUACCUCUGGAAGCCAUUUUCCAUAGCCCGUUGUAGGCACUUUGCUUGUAUUGCACACAUUCUGGUUAGGUGGAGAUUAGCUGGACUAGUGAUGCUUGUCAUAGAGUCAGCAGACGCUCUGAGGCUGUAAAAGAUACAGAAGGUAGGUGUUUAAUUUAUUUGCUUUCUUCUAUGAGGAUUUUGUUUCCGAGUUUCAUUCCAUGCCAACUUUCCAUGUACUCCUAUCCUGCCAGUUCAUGAAAUGCCAGUUGUAGAAGAUUUAGUGAUAGGAACGAGUCAAGUCCAUGCAUGUAAGAUUUAUCCUAUCAGACAAUCGGGGUGAAAACCUAGAAAGGGAAUUGAUGCGUUCCUGGAACUUUCCUGGAACCACUCUUGGGAAUCAGUAGCAGAGCCUGGGGAAAGAGAGCAAGGAAAACACUGUCAGCCAAUUCCUGUUUACUUACCACCACCACCCCCACCAUCCCACCCCACCCCCGCCCCCGCUGCCCCGCUGAUGCUCGAGUCUACAUGAUAGCAUCAGGGAGACGAGAGACAAGCAAACUAGAUCACUUAGGACCCAGGGACACCUCCGUGGGAGAAUUCGGGGAGCUCUGGCACGGGUUGUCCAGGUGAUCGUCUGGUCUCUCCUCUCUGCUGCCCUCCCAGUGCACAGAUAUUGCUAAAGUGGUUAGGUUUUAUGAUUUUGUUUUUAGCUUCCAAUCAUGGGAAAUGGAGAUGUGAAGAGGCAUUUCUUUCACGUCAUCAUUUUGUGUGGUCUGUGAGAAGGCGGGUUCUGUGUUUUUGCUGGGCUUUGUCCUGCAGCGUUCAACUGCACAUUAUUCUGGUGGAAAUCCACAAUGUCUUUAAGCGUCUAGUCGUAUAAUUCUAGGAUUUAAAGUUGCCAUAUGUGGAUUUGGCAUCAGUUAAUAUUUAGCCAACUGGCUAAGAGAUAGGAAAAGAAUAAGAUUUUCUUUCCUUAUGUAAUAAUGAAAAGCAAUAAUUACAAAUAUGUAAUAUUACACAAAGGCCAUAAUUAGUCUCUUCCAGUGUUUAGAAUGCACUCGAGAGUCGUAGAGGCGUUUGGAGUGUGUUUGGACCCAUCAGUAUGUACUGUAGUACCCUUCUGGCAAACAAAUCCCUGAAUUGCUACUAUUGAACAAUUUUAUGAGCCCAUACUACUGCAUUUUGGGAAGUGACAAAUGUGUUCAGAUGUGUUCAGAAAUGGAAGCAGUUCUUUUUAAGCACUGUAUCAGAGAGAUUGUCAUGUAAAUUUACCUGUUACAAACAGGCUGGUUUGUAAAAGAUGUAUGUUUCAGUGUUAAAAUGUUUAUAAAAUUGUAUAUAAUGGUUUCAAUUUUCCAGGCUUUUGUAGAUAUACUGUAUUUGAUGCCUAUCAGGAUUCUUUAAUUUGGGGGGUUGAAUAUAAUUCUAAGUCACCCAUGCUGUUGGUCUGCAAACUAUUGAGGUAACUGCACACACACACAUAAAGCAUUUUAGAUUUGAAAAUGAUGUUUUUGAAUCAUUUCCAAAUGUACUGUAGCCUUUCUUUGGUUUUACUGUUUUCAUUUAACUUUCUCUGUUUCCAAGAAAAUGUUCCUGUUGACAUUUUAAAAAUCAAGUGUGUUUUGCCCAGUUACUAAGUACCUGAUUUGUAUGCCAUCUCAGAUUCAGAAUGAAGUGCAUCGUUUCUUCACACUCACGUACACUCACCUCAACUUGCACACACAUCACACACCAAACCUUAUGCAAAGGGAAAGCAAACACUUAAAGUGGAUCCUGCCCCAUAUGAAAAUGGAUUGUUUCUGCAUAUAAUGCUGUUGGCAGUGUUCAGUCUCGUGUUCUUUUUCUAAAAAAUGAAAGAAAAACAAAAAAGAUGACAAAAAAAAAAACCUCACAAAAACCGAACAGUGUACAGGUUUGUAACUGCCAAAAUUUGAUGGU